UUGCCGCUCUCUUUUAGGGCUGGAGGAGAGCACCGCUUUUCCUUGAGUGGAAGGAGGGAGCGUUGGCUCCUGUGUCAGAUGGUCACUUGCACAGCGGUGGCUGGGGGAGUGAGCAAGGACGCAGGUCUGCAGCAGCCGGUGGGAGGAGACCGCCGUCCACCAGUCCCCAGGUGUGGUCAGCAUGGGCCCCGGGGGCAAACAGAGCCCCUCAUCCCUGCCGGUCCCCGCUGGGGGUUCCUGCCUCAUCCUCCUCUUUUGCCUGCGCUUGGGCGCUUCCUGCCCACUGAGCUGCCAGUGCCCUGAGCACGCCGGGGCCGUGGCCGUCCACUGCAGUGCGAGGGGCCUGCAGGAGAUCCCCAAGGACAUCCCCGCCAACGCUGUGCUCCUGAAGCUUGAUGCCAACAAGCUCACCCACGUCCCUAACGGAGCCUUCCAGCACCUGAACCAGCUGAGGGAGCUGGACUUGUCCCAGAACACCAUCGAGACCAUCGGCCCCGCUGCCUUCUCGGGCCUGGCCGGGGGCCUGCGGCUGCUGGACCUGUCCCAUAACCGCAUCCGCAGGAUUCCGAAGGAUGCCCUGGGCAAGCUCAGCGCCAAGAUCCGCCUGUCCCACAACCCCCUGCACUGCGAGUGUGCGCUGCAGGAGGCCCUGUGGGAGCUGAAGCUGGACCCCGAGUCCGUGGACGAGAUCGCCUGCCACACAGCCGCGCAGGAGGAGUUCGUGGGGAAGCCGCUGAUCCAGGCUCUGGACUCCGGGGUCAGCUUCUGCAGCACCCACCGCAAGACCACCGACGUGGCCAUGCUGGUCACCAUGUUCGGCUGGUUCGCCAUGGUGAUCACCUACGUCGUGUACUACGUGCGCCAGAACCAGGAGGAUGCCAGGAGGCACCUGGAGUACCUGAAGUCCCUGCCCAGCGCCCCCGUGUCCAAGGACCCCAUCAGCCCGGUGCCCUAGUGCCUGCUGGCGGAAGCGGAACACCGCCCACCUGUCCCCCUCACUUCUGUAGCAGGUGGUGGCUGACCCAAGCUUUCGGUGCCCUGCGCGCUGGGGCCUCCCAGCCCCCUCUGAACGGCAUUCCGCCCCCACAGACCCCUCCCUUGUGUUGCAAGUACCGCACCACGCUUCAAGUCCGAAAUGUGACCAUCGGGCCCAUUUGACAGGCCAGGAAGCCAGAGUUUGGAGAAAUGGCCUUGCCCACAACCACACAGUCAGGCAGUGACCCUGUUGGGACUUAAAACCAGGCCGUCUGUCAUAACGUUCCAUGUCCCUUGCGCUCUGCCGGCCUCGGCCGCUUGGCGCCUGUACGGUGUGGAUGGCAUUCCGAGAAGAAAGGCUCUUGUCCACGUGUGUGAGGUCUGCCCCGCAGACGGUGGGGUGUAGACUCAUCUGUGGAAGGCAGAACUGAUUUACCUUGUCCCCCUGGUAGUAUUUCCUGAACCCAUCUGACCGCAGAACUCUUUCCAGAGCAAAGUAGUAGAGACCAGGUUUUUCUCGAGAGGUAAGUGAAACAGGUAGUUCAAACUAACCUUUGAACAACUUUGUUUAUUCUCAGAGUGUUGGUUAAGAGUAGCACUUGUGCCAAAAUUUCAGUCCGGGGAGAGCGGGGGAGAAGCCCUAAAACCCCAAAACCAAGAAGACCACGGACAGAAACCCGAGAAAGGUCCAGAGUGGAUCAUCAACGGGGGCAGUGUCGUGUGUCCCCACCGCGAGUCCCACCACUGUGCCUGGUCUGGGGGAAGGCCCGUCAUCCCAGGUCCGUAGCGUGCCUUGCCUCUCCACUCACGAACACCGAAGCCGCUCCUUCUCAAGGACAGGAGGACUGAUAUUCGGUGUGUCAAGGCCGGUCAGCGGGAUGCUCCCUUUUCUCCAGCAACAGGAACUCUCUGCCUUGCUCCCUCUCUGUCUCCCCGUCUCUGUCUGUCUUCACCUCUGCCACCAGGAAUCUCAGAGCGAACUCAGCACUCUCUCAGCUGUGUUACUCUACAUUCAGGGUAGACGUUACCUCCACCUACCUAACUGUGAGCCGUCUUUCUAGUUUUAUUUUUUGAUGUCUUUUUUAAGAGUGCUUAUUUUUAAAUUGUUUCAAAUAUUUGGGGGGGAGCACAAAUAGGGAUAAAUUGCGUAUGAACUUAAGGUGUACAGGUUACAAGCCUCAUGAAGCAGAUGCUUAGAAAGAAUUAAGAUAGAGGGUGGUUUGUACCGGGGGAUUGUCCGAUGACCUCAAGUGGGCCUUGAAUGCCUGAUCCUAUCUACGGGUUGACUCGGAGAUCCAGACUCCACAGCUGACGCCCAAAAGGCCCAUCCAAGCAAGGUCCUGGCUUUUUCAGUUAUGGUGCAUUAAAAAGAAAUGACUGACAGCUCCCAAAUACCCUCCCACAUGCAAGCACCCCACUUCUGUGCCCACCGCCCAGAUCAGGGGUGCGAGGAUGGGAGGCAGGGCCCGGGCACCACCUCCCGUGGCCUGUCGGUCCCAGUGGCCCGGGUGGGCACUGCUGCUGGCCUACCAGCAGGCACAGGCUCCUCGGGUGGUUUGGGUCCCCCUGCCCCCCCAUGCCAGGGCGCACACAGUGGGGAGAGGGGUCCAACCACACAAGGAGCUCACCACCUGUGGGUUUGCCCGAGGGAGGUGACCUGGCAGAGGUGCAGGGUCAUGUGCCGGGGUUCUGUGGCUGCUACUCACGUCCUGGGGGGAGUCUCUCCUUGCUGUGGGGGAAGCCUUGCACUGGGGGGCCCUGUCCCGCUGCCAGGGAACUCGCCGUUUCCUCUUAUGCCAGAAUCAGCCCAGAUCCUGGGUUCCACUCAAAUGCGGCUCUUCGGGGGAUGCAUGGGGAGUGGGGUGGGGCUGCCCCUUUCCGAGGACCCUGGACACACCAGAAGCGUCCUCUCCCUGUCACCCUGAGCCCAGCGUCAGACUGCCGGGCUCUCCUGGUCUUUCUGGGAUCCUCACCCUUCAGGGGGGGUUCCAGAGUGGACACCUCCCUCCAAAGAAGCCCACCAAGUCACUGAACUUCAGGACCACAAAGCUCCUUCUUGCUCACGGAAGCUCACACCCCUGGUACUGGGAGCCCUCUGCUGUCCCGGGGUACAGCCACCCCCCCUUUCCCCCUCCUUUUCUCUCUCCUUGAGAGACCCCUUAGGAUGACACCCUGCCUGGGCCCACCCCCUUCCUUGCUGCCGUGUGUGAGCACAUAUUGCUGGGUGUCCCCGCGGGCCCUACGGCUGACGCAGCCCCCACCCCUGCCCCGAUGGGUGAUUGACACAUCCUAAAUCUGCAGAGGCUGGGCAGGGUCACGCUGGCCUCGUUGAGAGAAUCGGAGUUGACAGUGUCAGGUACAGGACAAAGGGGGUGCCCCGUCUGUCGGGGGCAGUGGGGUCACAGCCUAUGGGACAUGGGUGGCCCCCGGCUCUCACCGUGAUCCGAAUAGGGACCUUCAGAGCACUUUAUACAGACACACGGCCUGGUCUGCAAAGCUCCUUGGCCACAGGAGGUAACACUUCACAGGUCAGGGGUCAGGGCAGGGUGAUUUUGGGGCUCCCCAUGGGGCAGACGGUUGGAAUAGCCACUCAGCUUGGGGUGGUGACGAUGCCUCCCUUCCCCUGGGGGUCGGUGGUGGGGCUCUGGCUUCUAGGGAGGCCGCAGGGCUAGGGGGGUGAAGAGGGCCAGUGAGGGGCUCAUGGAACCCUUUGGGAGCCAGGUCACCCUGCCCAGCUGCUCUGGUUGAGCUGCUCCCUCGGUCCCCAGCCUCGCUGCGGAUGCAGAGCCCCACCCCUGACCCUGACCCUGACCCUAGGAGGGGGCGCCCUACGCCCGUGGCCUCCUGGUACCCCAACCUCCCUCCUCUUUGGGCUUUGGGGUCACUCCCUCGGGUGGCCCAGUGCGGGGAUGGGCCGUCCUGACACUCGGGGGCUCUCCCUGGUGAGGAGGAGGCUCCCGGCUCCACUCCAGAAGCCCUUCCCAGGCCUCUCCCAGGAGCUGCCUGCAGGCUGUGGGAGGCAGGACAGGCACCGCCGGGACUGCUGCGGGGCUGGGACUGGGGGCGCUCGCAGCUGCGGAUGCACGAAAGAGCUUCCCUCCUGCACGCGGCCCUACAGCCCGACCUGGGGACCGCCUCCCACCGCGGGGCCCCCAGUCCCCAGCUUGGCCUGCAGCGGGGUGGAUGAGUUUUAAACCGGACGUGAGGUUGGGUAGACCCAGUCUGGAUGUAUGUUUCCUGAUGGACAGUAGUCUCGGGCAGGAGAUGAGGGGUGUCCGGCGGUUGAAAGCAGGGGCUGCACAGCGUACUGCUACAGGGCCCCCCGGAGGAGGCUUGCGUUCCCACGGAGGUCUAAGGAAGGUGUGCGGGUGGACUCCCUGCUGCGGGGGGCUGGAGUGGGGCCAGGCUCAAUUGAACAGCUCCGCCCAGGGUCAGCAGAACGCCGGGGCAUUGGCAAAGUCAAGGCCGGGGCUCAGGGACCAGUCUCCUAGGAGUUCUGAGCAGCUCAGUACUGCCUGGCCCCGGGUGCUGGGGGUCCCUCGGUGGGUGCCGUGCACCGGCCCUGUCCCGGCUGGCUUGCCUUCCUGCACUACGCUCCCCAGGCUCCCUUGCAGCGCGUUCUCCAGAGAUGCACGUACAUGAGAUUUUGAUCCUGGACUCAGUUACCUGGGGAGGAGGCAGGGCUGCUUGGGCAGACCGUGGCAGAGAUGGAAUGUUCUGGAGUUGUGGCAAGUGCAGGAGCCUGGGUUGGUUUCUGGAGCCAUCUUUCCCGGAAGCUGGGUCUAAAGUCCGAGCCUACUGUCCUCCCCACUGCCUCUGAACUCUCAAUAAACCUCGUUGUGCUUAAAUCA
Leptonychotes weddellii (Weddell seal) is the source of this 4826-nucleotide messenger RNA. The record is from RefSeq and is a predicted model, not a curated record. NCBI's taxonomy places the organism in Eukaryota, Metazoa, Chordata, Mammalia, Carnivora, Phocidae.